Molecule: messenger RNA, 1146 nt
Organism: Homarus americanus (American lobster)
Lineage: Eukaryota; Metazoa; Arthropoda; Malacostraca; Decapoda; Nephropidae
Exons: 7
Coding region: 107-1087 (326 amino acids)
Cellular component (GO): nucleus
Source: RefSeq, a predicted model, not a curated record
GCACGUGGUAAUUUAAAAACAUUCUACCUAUUACUGCUUGUGUACCUCCCUGCAGUACACGGUCAUGGUCCGGGACACGAGCAUAUAAUGCUUUGGUGUGAAGAACAUGGCAGCCCUUUUAACAACAACGGGGAAGAGUUGGACGUCCUUCAUCCUCCCUAAAUAUAUCAGCACUUCCGCACCUCUUUCAGCCCGUGGUGUCCGACAUGUUAUACGAGGCUUUAACAUACCAGAAGAGGAUGUGCAAGACAUGGAUGCUGAUGAUAUAGAAGCUGUAUCAAGUCAAGACAUGGAGGCUAUGAAGCACCAAUCCUCACAGAUUGAAUUCUAUGCCAAGAGGUUUCAAAGUCACAAACGCAAGAAAACAAUUGAGCAGAAAUACUUCAAGGACUAUAAACCAAAAGAAGAUAAUCUGCUGACAUGGGCAAUGAAAGAACAGUUACGAUACUUACACUCCACCGAUCCAGACAUGUGGACUCCUGACGCUCUGGCCAAAGCUUUUCCCAUCUCUCCUGCUGGUGCCCAGAAACUACUGAAGGUGAGGUGGGUUAUGAAGAAUGAAGCUGAAAUAGAGAAACAUGACAGGGCAAUUGCAGCUCGGUGGAAAAAGCAUACGAAAGGCCAGCUUGGUAGUGCCAGACUCCUACAACACACAUUUGACAACAGGGGCAAUAAGGAGACUCAUCCUGUACCUGCUCUUGGCCCAGAUCAGAUACUUUCCACAUUAGAAACACUCAAGUUCCAUAAUGAUGAAGAACCUUACACUAAGAAGGCUGUUAGACCCAAAAACAAACUUCCCAGAGCACCAAAGAUGAGGGGCGGGUCAUUUUCAAGCAUCAUAAAAGAUUAUGAAUUACAAGCGUCACAGCUGAGGGAAAAUUCCAAUGACAAGCAACAAGACUCGCCAUCAUCCAGCGUAUCAGGAAGCCUUGACAUAUUAAAAAUUAUUUCUGGAACUCCGAAGUAUGAAGGAACUUACACUUCUGUCACCUUUCCAGCUGCUCACAAACCCAAGGAAAAUAAGAAAUACAAGAAAGGAGAAAAGAUGAUGACCUUUCAUGAAUUCAUUAAAAAUAAAACUGCCUAACUUAUUUUAUCUUAUAUAAUUUAUUUUUAUUUUUAGUUACCAAUAUACCUUCAACUUCA